AUAAAAAUAAGAAAAUCAUCACCUGCUGGUUAAAUAGAUUCCCAGAAAAAAAUAAAAAUCAUUGACUUUUUUAAAUCAUUAACUCCUGGACAACAGCGCCAUGUACAUCAUCAGUAUAUUUUUUUUAUCAAAAAUCAACAACGCAAUUCAAGUGUUAAUUGUUACAACAAGUUAAAAUAAUUUAUUUUCAUUUUAAUAAUAUUAUUUAUUUGUCAUCCUGGAUCCUCUACUCAAGCUCAAUGAAUCACAUUCAAUACAGUACGGUUUUAGUAUGUCAAAAAGAAAAUUAGUAAACAACGGUGAAAGAAUAUUUGAAAACGUGGAUUACACACAGUUGACUGAAACUGAUCAUGGCUAUGUCGAUUCACAGUUUGUGGGUCCACCAGUUAAAAUACCAUGGAAAGCAAUUGGUCUAGCUUCGUUGUUAUUCAUUGGUGGUACUGUGAUGCUCAUCAUUGGAAGUUUAAUAAUCAGUGGUCAUAUUGAUUCCAAGUAUGGUGAUAGAAUGUGGCCACUAAUAAUAUUGGGCGCACUUAUGUUUAUACCUGGCGCAUAUCAUGUGAGAGUUGCACUUAUGGCAUACAGACAAGUACCAGGCUAUUCAUUUGAUGAUAUUCCAGAAUUUGAUUAAAUUUAAUAUCAUAAUAUUAUUGUACAUAAAAAUAUGCCACUAUGUGCUUUUGUAAAUUAAUUUAUCAUGCUACAAACCAACACACAAAUUCAAUA
Aphidius gifuensis is the source of this 726-nucleotide messenger RNA. RefSeq names its product transmembrane protein 230. The transcript is spliced from 4 exons. The record is from RefSeq and is a predicted model, not a curated record. Lineage: Eukaryota; Metazoa; Arthropoda; Insecta; Hymenoptera; Braconidae. Gene Ontology annotation, cellular component: endomembrane system. Bases 272 to 631 code for a protein of 119 amino acids.